GCUCUUGUCGCCCAAGCUAGAGUGCAAUGGCGCAAUCUCAGCUCACUGCAACCUCUGCCUCCUGAGUUCAAGGGAUUCUCCUGCCUCAGACUCUGUAGUAGCUGGGAUUAUAGGCACCCACCACCUUGCCUGGCUAAUUUUUGUAUUUUUUUUUUAGUAGAGACGGGGUUUCACCAUGUUGGCCAGGCUGGUCUUGAACUCCUGACCUUAGGUGAUCUGCUUGCCUUGGCCUCCCAAAGUGCUAGCAUUAUAGGUGUGAGCCACUGUGCCUGGUCGUAAAGUAGUAUAGAUUAUUGUGUUUUAAAUUUUUCAUAUGUAAAGAAAGGUACCUUGAUGGUUCUGAGCAUGGGAUAUGACUGUUUUAGUAAAUGUUGAGAUAAUUGGUCUCCUUUAAAGGGGGGCUUCAUAUGGUUUGGGCCCCUUUAGGAUUUUCUACAAGAGCCAUCUGUAGAUAUGUAAAAUAAAAUUAAUAUUUCUAUUUAGCCUAUGUUUUUUUAAAAAACAGAAUGCAUAUCUGUGAGUAUAUCCUGCACUUCCUCUAUGCCAGUAUUUUUUAAAACAUCUUCUUGACAGGGAGUCUUUUAAAAAAAUAGAAAAUGUAGUUACCAAAGUACUGACUUUCCUAGAUAUUGGGAGAUAGAGGGAAGUUUCUCCCUCCCUGAUUAUAUAAAAAGUGUGUAGUCAGAGUUGACUUACUGGUUUAUCGUUUGGCCACGUGGCUUCAGAAACAAUAGAGCCAGCAUGGGUUAGAAUUUUCAUUCUCACCCUUGAACCCCGGCCCUGUGAUUAUGAACUGUGAGGUCUUGGCAGGUUAUCUGUCUUUCCUACAGUCCCCUCAUUUAUAAAACAGUGUUGAUAAUAGUUGAUGGUAGUGUUUAGCUGGCAGGACAAAAUGAGGUAACAUAAAUAAAACACCUUGUACAGGGCCUGCUCCCUGUUAUGUACUGAAUCAGUGUUAGCUGCUGCAGGUGGCAGUACUAAAGCAAAGCAAGACAGAAGUCUCCAGGCCUUAACGAGAUAGUUAUUCACUAGCUGAUUCUGACCAAGAGAAUUGUGAAGAGUUCUGUUCUGUGGUUGCCAUUUUAAGUUUGUCCAAUCCGCAGCCCAGUGAUUUAUACUUUUUGACAUCUGUCAGAGCCAUGAAGAAUGUUUGUUUAGGAGUCACUGCUUAAGAAAAUGCCUCUGUCGUUUUUGAGAAAUAUACCACUGUCUUCUUGUCAGUAAGAUCCUGCCGUGUGUGGUGCCAGGACAGAAGUGGCCUCAUGGGAUAUGACUCAAGAGAUAGUCUUUUUUUUUUUUUUUUUUUUAAAGACAGUCUUGCUCUGUCACCUAGGCUGGGGUGCAGUGAUGCAAUCUUGGCUCACUGCAACCUCCGUCUUCUGGGUUCAAGCAGUUCUGGUGCCCCAGUCUCCCAAAAAGCUGGGACUACAGGCGUGCGCCACCAUGCCCAGGUAAUUGUAUUUUUAGUAGAGGCAGGGUUUUGCCAUGUUGCCCAGGCUGAUCUUGGAACUCCUGAGCUCAAGCAAUCUGCUCGCCUUGGCCUCCCAAAGUGCUGAGAUUACAGCAUGAGCCACCCCAUCUGGCCGAUAGUCUCUUUGUCAUGAUUUUAAAAAUCAUCUUGUUGGCCGAGACCACGUCCGCCCCUUGAGCACAGACCCUGGCCCUCGCUGCUCUGCUGCCUGUCCACACCCGCUACCAGCUCACCAUAGAUGAUGAUACUGCUACGCCUGUCGUCGACAACGGCUCCGGCAUGUGGAAGGCUGGCUUCGCAGGUGACGAUGACCCCCGGGCCGUCUUCCCCUUCAUCGUGUGGCACCCCAAGCAUCAGGGCAUGAUGGUGGGCAUGGGUCAGAAGGACUCCCAUGUGGGUGAUGAGGCCUAGAGCAAGAGAGGCAUCCUGACCCUGAAGUGCCCCAUCGAGCAUGGCAUCGUUACCAGCUGGGACAACAUGGAGAAGAUCUGGCACCACACCUUCUACAGGGAGCUGCGUGUCAUUCCCGAGGAGCAUCCCAUGCUGCUGACCGAGGCCCCCCUGAACCCCAAGGCCAGCCGCGAGAAGAUGACCCAGAUCAUGUUUGAGACCUUCAGCACCCCAGCCAUGUACAUGGCCAUCCAGCCCGUGCUGUCCCUGUACUUCUCUGGCUGUACCACUGGUAUCGUGAUGGAUUCCGGUGACGGGGUCACCCACAGUGUGCCUAUCUACGAGGGAUAUGCCCUCCCCCACACCAUCCUGCGUCUGGACCUGGCUGGCCGGGACCUGACUGACUACCUCAUGAAGAUCCUUACCGAGCGCGGCUACAGCUUCACCACCACGGCUGAGUGGGAUAUCGUGCGUGACAUCAAGGAGAAGCUGUGCUAUGUUGCUCUGGCCUUCGAGCAGGAGAUGGCCAUGGCGGCUUCCAGCUCCUACCUGGAGAAGAGCUGUGAGCUGCCUGAUGGCCAGGUCAUCACUAUCGGCAACGAGCAGUUCUGCUGCCCUGAGGCACUCUUCCAGCUUUCCUUCCUGGGCAUGGAAUCCUAUGGCAUCCAUGAAACUACCUUGAACUCCAUUAUGAAGUGUGAUGUGGACAUCCACAAAGACCUUUACGCCAACACGUUGCUGUCUGGCGAUACCACCAUGUACCCUAGCGUUGCCAACAGGAUGCAGAAGGAGAUCACCGCCCUGGCGCCCAGCACGAUGAAGAUCAAGAUCAUUGCUCCUCCUGAGCUCAAGCACUCUGUGUGGAUUGGCGGCUCCAUCCUGGCCUUGCUGUCCACCUUCCAGCAGAUGUGGAUCAGCAAGCAGGAGUAUGAUGAGUCCGGCUCCAUCAUCCGUCCUUCAAAUGCUUCUAGGUGGACUGUGACUUAGUUGUGUUACACCCUUUCUUGACAAAACCUGACUUGUGCAGAAAACAAGAUGAGAUUGGCAUGGCUUUAUUUUUUGUUUUGUUUUGUUUUUGUUUUUGUUUUUGUUUUGGCUUGACUCAGGAUUUAAAAACUGGAACGGUGAAGGUGACAGCAGUCGGUUGGAGUGAACAUCCCCCAAAUUUCUGCAAUGUGGCUGAGGACUCUAUUUCUUGUUUGUACUUUGUUCUUUUUUUUAAUAGUCAUUCCAAAUGACUAUUAAAUGCAUUGUUACAGGAAUGCAUUGUUACAGGAGAUGCAUUGUUACAGGAAGUUGUUUGCCCUCCUAAAAGCCACCCGACUUGUGUCUAAGGAGAAUGGCCUAGUCCUCCUCCGAGUCCACAUAGGGGAGGUUUCUUGUAAAUUAGGUAAUGCAAAUUUUUUUAAAUUUUUGCCUUAAUACUUUUUAAGUUUGUUUUAUUUUGAAUGAUCAGCCUUCGCGGCCCCCCUCUUUUGUCCCCCAGCUUGAGAUGUAUGAAGGCUUUUGGUCUCCCUGGGAGUGGGUACAGGCAGCCAGGGCUUACCUGUACACUGACUUGAGACCAGUUGAAUAAAAGUGCACAACUUAAAAAAAAAAAUCACUGGGUGCGGUGGCUCACUCCUGUAAUCCCAGCACUUUGGGAGGCUGAGGCGGGCGGAUCACCUGAGGUCAGGAGUUCGAGACCAGCCUGGCCAACACGGUGAAAGCUCAUCUCUACAAAAAAAUGGGAGGCGGAGGUUGCGGUGUGCCAAGAUCGUGCCAUUGCACUCCAGCCUGAGGGACAGAGCAAGACUCUGUCUCAAAAAUAUAAAUAAAUCAGCUUGUUGAAAUCUUAAUAUUUGAUUAUAUAUGUACAAUAUAGUUAAGUUUUAAAGCAUAAUGAUUUUGAAUAUUCCAAACUCACCAUGCAGUCAACAACUACAACAUUAACAGCACUGCUCAGGGACCAACCACUCUUUUGUAGUCCUUUCCUGCUAUGCCACCCCCAUCACUCUGGGGUGGCCUGAAUUUUGUGUUUGAUGUCUUGCCUUGUAAAAAAUAGUUUUCUCAUGCAUGCACAUAUUUUAACACAAUAUGUUUAGUUUGGCUUAUUUUUGACCUUAUUAAAAAUAGUAUCACUUUAUGUAGUUUUCUGGGUCUUUGAUAUUUUUCACCCAACAGU
Messenger RNA from Gorilla gorilla gorilla (western lowland gorilla), 4025 nucleotides. RefSeq names its product actin-like. The record is from RefSeq and is a predicted model, not a curated record. The coding region runs from base 1949 to 2848 and encodes 299 amino acids. Lineage: Eukaryota; Metazoa; Chordata; Mammalia; Primates; Hominidae. The transcript has a single exon.